UGCCACACUAUAAAAGGCCAUGGCUUCUUCUCUCCUCAUCAGCCAUAGCCAAGCCAACAAACAAGAUCUACUAGUGCUCUGCUACUACACUACAAGCUGCCAUAAGCAAACAAGAGACAAGAAAGAGGAUCAUGUACCACUAUAACAAUGGCGAUGUUGCCAGCUUCCACUUCCUCCCGCCCCCAAGCCCUUCCUCCUCCUUCGCCACUCACCACCACAUGAACAUGACCUUGCCCCCUCAAGCCUACUUCCCGCCCUCCUUCGAUCCUGCCGCUCUACUUGCCGACGACGACGACGUGGCAGCAGCCUUUCAGUUUGACGCUAUCCUAGUCGAAGAAGCCGCUCACCUCGCCGGCGGCAGUGGCUCGCCCAGCUCGGGCUCUGACGCCGGUGGCGGGAACUACUUCCAGGUAGGCGGUGCUGGCCCUGGAGUUGGCUCCGCGGAGGAGGAGCGGAGGCGGCGCCGAAUGGUCUCGAACCGGGAGUCGGCGCGGCGAUCGCGCAUGCGCAAGCAGCGGCAGCUGAGCGAGCUGUGGGCGCAGGUGGCGCACCUCCGCGGAGCCAACCGCCGCCUCCUCGACGAGCUCAACUGCGCAUUGCGCGGGUGCGCCGACGCCUGCCGCGAGAGCGCCCAGCUCAGGGACGAGAAGGCCAAACUGAAUGAGAUGCUCGAGCAGCUGUUGCAGCAAUCGGCACCGGAGAAGAAGGCCGCCUCCUCCCCGGCCUCGAGCAAUCACAGUAGCUGCUCCUCGGAGCCAUGCAAGAACAGCACUGCUGCAGCUGCAUCUUCUACCGAAUGAAUGUGGUGUUACUCAUAUUAUCCACCCAAAUUUUUAGAGGAUAUAUAACUACUACUGUAUGAAUAAGAUUACAAGAGCAUGUGUAACUAGAACGAUAGAUAAUUAUUUAAUGGCGAUGGCUGGGGUCAUGCAUGCAUGCACCAUGCAAUCAAUUUCCCUAUCAGGAAUAUGUGUCGUGUAACAGAUUAUGUUACUUAUCCUGUGUUGAUAAAUUAACAUGGAUAGGAGGAUGGAGUAGUACUAUUUGCAAGUUGCAAGCUUGUGAUGAAUGAAACCUAUAGAACAGUAGCAAGACCAAAGUAUGAGAGCGAGAGA
This is a messenger RNA of Hordeum vulgare subsp. vulgare (domesticated barley), 1115 nucleotides long. Its product is annotated as bZIP transcription factor RISBZ5-like. Gene Ontology annotation, biological process: regulation of DNA-templated transcription. Gene Ontology annotation, molecular function: DNA-binding transcription factor activity. Lineage: Eukaryota; Viridiplantae; Streptophyta; Magnoliopsida; Poales; Poaceae. The transcript has a single exon. The record is from RefSeq and is a predicted model, not a curated record. The coding region runs from base 132 to 800 and encodes 222 amino acids.